AUGUCUCUUAGACUUAGCAAACCCAACCACACACGACGCAUCAAAGCUGGCUUAAUCGGAGGUGCAAUCGUUAUUGGAGCAACGGCAAUAGUUUUGAACACGUUCCCACACUUGAAGAAAUCGAUAUACAAUUAUGUCCAUGGGAUAAACGAUGAUGAUGCACUGGAAGAAGAGGACAGAGAGCUACGUGAUAAACCGGUAGUGGUUGAGAGUGAACAAAGGGACUACUCUGAACAAGGUCGAAUUGUGGAAGUAUUUCAGUCAGAGGAAGCAUUCAAUUCUGAAUUGAGGGACAUUAGCAGCUGGAGCAAUGAAAAAUUAAUUGAUUGGUUGGCAAAGAGAGAUAUACAUUCAUCAAAAGAAACAAGCCACAACCAACUUGUAUCUCUAGUAUCGUCAAUCGCUACGAGGAAGAAUUGA
Lodderomyces elongisporus is the source of this 420-nucleotide messenger RNA. RefSeq lists its product as uncharacterized. The transcript has 2 exons. NCBI's taxonomy places the organism in Eukaryota, Fungi, Ascomycota, Pichiomycetes, Serinales, Debaryomycetaceae. Bases 1 to 420 code for a protein of 139 amino acids. The record is from RefSeq and is a predicted model, not a curated record.